UCUGCAGAACCUUGGACAGAAGCUGCGAGCCGCCGCCGCGCCGAGCCGAGCCCCGGGGCCGCGGCGCGCAUUGCAGAGGGCCUGGGACGCAGCGGCUGCGGCUGCCGCGGGAGCCUGCCUGCGGAUCCGCAGGGCUACACGCGUCGCGUCCCGGGAGCGCCUCCUUUCUCCCUGCGGCCGCUUCAGGCUUGGUAAGCCUUCCUUUCCCUCAGGCCGGCAGGCUGGGCGCGCAGGGGCGCCGGCCCCCGCCGGGCGCGCAGUGGCACCAUGGGCACAGUGCUGUCCCUGUCCCCCAGUUAUCGGAAGGCCACGCUGUUUGAGGAUGGCGCGGCCACGGUGGGCCACUACACGGCGGUGCAGAACAGCAAGAACGCCAAGGACAAGAGCCUGAAGCGGCACUCCAUCAUCUCGGUGCUGCCUUGGAAGAGGAUCGUGGCGGUGUCAGCCAAGAAGAAGAACUCCAAGAAGGCGCAGCCCAACAGCAGCUACCAGAGCAACAUCGCACACCUCAACAAUGAGAACCUGAAGAAGUCGCUGUCGUGCGCCAACCUGUCCACAUUCGCCCAACCCCCGCCGGCCCAGCCGCCCGCACCUCCAGCCAGCCAGCUUUCCGGCUCCCAGACUGGAGUCUCCUCGUCUGUCAAGAAGGCCCCGCACCCUGCCAUCGCCUCUGCAGGGACACCCAAGCGGGUCAUCGUCCAGGCGUCCACUAGUGAGCUGCUACGCUGCCUGGGCGAGUUUCUCUGCCGCCGGUGCUAUCGCCUGAAACACUUGUCCCCCACGGACCCUGUGCUCUGGCUGCGCAGCGUGGACCGCUCGCUGCUCCUGCAGGGCUGGCAGGACCAGGGUUUCAUCACACCCGCCAACGUGGUCUUCCUCUACAUGCUCUGCAGGGAUGUUAUCUCCUCCGAGGUGGGCUCGGACCACGAGCUUCAGGCUGUCCUGCUGACCUGCCUGUACCUCUCCUAUUCCUACAUGGGCAAUGAAAUCUCCUACCCGCUCAAGCCCUUCUUAGUGGAGAGCUGCAAGGAAGCCUUUUGGGACCGUUGCCUCUCAGUUAUCAACCUCAUGAGCUCCAAGAUGCUGCAGAUCAAUGCUGACCCACACUACUUCACACAGGUGUUCUCCGACUUGAAGAAUGAGAGUGGCCAGGAGGACAAGAAGCGACUCCUCCUGGGGCUCGAUCGGUGAGCCCCUGUAGCCGGUAUCCCGGCUCAAGGAUUCCAUUUGUUUUUAAAAAUUUAUUACUAAACGAA
This is a messenger RNA of Phodopus roborovskii (desert hamster), 1256 nucleotides long. RefSeq names its product cyclin dependent kinase 5 regulatory subunit 1 (gene Cdk5r1). The record is from RefSeq and is a predicted model, not a curated record. Bases 268 to 1191 code for a protein of 307 amino acids. The transcript is spliced from 2 exons. Gene Ontology annotation, molecular function: protein kinase binding; cyclin-dependent protein serine/threonine kinase activator activity. Gene Ontology annotation, cellular component: cytoplasm; protein kinase 5 complex. Gene Ontology annotation, biological process: positive regulation of cyclin-dependent protein serine/threonine kinase activity; brain development; activation of protein kinase activity. NCBI's taxonomy places the organism in Eukaryota, Metazoa, Chordata, Mammalia, Rodentia, Cricetidae.